GGAAACCCGGGCGUCAGCGGUCAGAGACCGUCGAGCUGUGAACGUCUCUAAACUUUUGAGACUUGGCUGGAGGUUUUAGAGAAUGGGAGCUGGGAAGGACUCCAGCGUUCAGGCCUCGGCUGCUGACUCCUCGGGGUCCCCAGUGCACCGCGUAUCAAUAAGCUUAGGCCGCGUCCCUCCAGCCCUGCUCCUUCCCUCCAGUCAUGCUUCCUCCCUCCAAGUCUCGUCCUCCAAGUGAAGGGGGGGUGGGGGUCACCUGCCAGAAAAGUCUGGGGCGCCAAGGUCUGCCCCAGGAUUCCAGGCUCCAUCCCAGGGUCCAGGCCCCGCCCCUCAGUAGAUUAUCCCUAGCCGGGGCUCCCCCCGUGGGAACGGGGACCAGCUGGCCGGAAGCGCCAAACUGCGUCCCUGUCGAGCCCCGGGGAUCAAUCAGGCCGAGGAGUUAAUUAUGUAAUGAGGGGGCAGGGGGUCGGGGCUAAUGAAGCCUGGGGGGAAGGGGAGGAGGGGAGGGUACCCAGGUAUCCGGCCCCCUCUUGGACCCCUUCCAGGCCCCAGGGGUCUCCACCCCAGCCUAACUCCAGGGCCCCAAAGAGGGGAGGGGCUGUGAUCCUGGAUCUGGAAGGGGCUGAGCUGUGAGCUAUAAAGGGGGCAUCUCUCAGCACUGGGGCACUGUAGGCAGCGUGUCCCGAGGCCAGACAGGACUACUCCAUGUACCACCCACGAGAGUUGUACCCCUCCCUGGGGACUGGCUACCGCCUUGGGCCCCCCCAGCCUGGGGCAGAUUCCAGCUUCCCGCCUGCCCUGGCAGAGGGCUACCGCUACCCUGAUCUGGACACUCCCAAACUGGACUGCUUCCUCUCUGGGAUUGAGGCUGCUCCCCGAACUCUGGCUGCUCCCCCACCUCUACCCCCACUGCCCCCAUCCCUGGGCACUGAGCCGCCACCCGCUUCAGCCCCAGAGGGCCUUCAUUCACUCCCUGGAGUCAGCGUGAGCCUGGAGAACCAGGAGCUAUGGAAAGAGUUCAACUCCGUGGGAACAGAGAUGAUCAUCACCAAAGCUGGGAGGCGCAUGUUCCCUGCUUGCCGAGUAUCAGUCACUGGCCUGGACCCCGAGGCCCGCUACCUGUUUCUUCUGGACGUGGUCCCAGUGGAUGGGGCUCGCUACCGCUGGCAGGGCCGGCGCUGGGAGCCCAGCGGCAAGGCAGAGCCCCGCCUGCCUGACCGUGUUUACAUUCACCCGGACUCCCCUGCCACUGGAGCCCACUGGAUGCGGCAGUCUGUGUCUUUCCACCGUGUCAAGCUCACCAACAGCACACUGGACCCCCAUGGCCACCUGAUCUUGCACUCCAUGCAUAAGUAUCAGCCCCGCAUACACUUGGUGCGGGCUGCCCAGCUCUGCAGCCAACACUGGGGGGGCGUUGCCUCCUUCCGCUUCCCGGAGACCACAUUCAUCUCUGUGACAGCCUACCAGAACCCACGGAUCACGCAACUGAAGAUUGCAGCCAAUCCCUUUGCCAAGGGCUUCCGGGAGAAUGGCCGAAACUGUAAGAGGGAGCGAGACGCCCGUGUGAAGAGGAAACUGCGGGGCCCAGAGCCGGCAGCCACAGCAGGCUAUGGGAGUGGAGAUGCUCCAGGUGGUCCCUGUGAUUCCACGCUGGGUGGGGAUGUUCGGGAGUCAGAUCCAGAGCAGGCCCCAGUGCCUGGGGAAGCUGCCCCUGCCCCAGCUCCUCCCUGCAGUGGCCCCAGUGCUGAGGCCUACCUGCUGCACCCUGCCGCUUUCCACGGGGCCCCCAGUCACCUUCCAAUCAGGAAUCCCAGCUUCCCGGAGGCUCCAGACUCUGGGCGCCCAGCCCCCUACUCAGCCGCCUUCCUGGAGCUGCAGCCCGGGCCAGCAGGCUCAGGAUACCCAGCAGCAGCACCCUCAGCAUCCUUUGCCUCGCACUUCCUCCAAGGGGGCCCCUUCCCACUGCCCUACCCUGGGCCUGGGGCUUACCUGGAUGUGGGCUCCAAACCAAUGUACUGAGCCUUUGCUAAGCCCCCUGCCUCCCUCCCCAUCUUCCAGUUCCCUUCCCCCAGGCCCGUUGCCCCCUCACUUCUACUACCCCCUCCCCCACACCAAAUGGCUGCCUUGGGCCUCCCCCACCCCACUUCACACUUUGAUUUCGCUCCCACCCCCUCUGGCUUCAAAGCUCUGGCUAAGCCGCUGGGAGUCCAGCUGGGGCCAGCUUCCCCUUCCAGGCUCUCACCUCGGUGUGAAUGGAGGGGUUCUGCCUGGCCAAAUGGGGCCUGGGACCAGCACUCCCACCCCCAGCCUCACCCUUGGGCUCUACAAGUCCUACCCCCUCCCCAGGGCGAGCCACACGGGUCUGUUCUCAGGUCCAGAGUAUUUUUGUUAAUAAAACUCGAAAGACGUCAGUGCUCUGGAAA
Molecule: messenger RNA, 2423 nt
Organism: Capra hircus (goat)
Lineage: Eukaryota; Metazoa; Chordata; Mammalia; Artiodactyla; Bovidae
Gene: TBX6
Product: T-box 6
Exons: 8
Coding region: 706-2019 (437 amino acids)
Biological process (GO): regulation of transcription by RNA polymerase II; cell fate specification; vasculogenesis
Cellular component (GO): nucleus
Molecular function (GO): RNA polymerase II cis-regulatory region sequence-specific DNA binding; DNA-binding transcription factor activity, RNA polymerase II-specific
Source: RefSeq, a predicted model, not a curated record